This is a messenger RNA of Trichobilharzia szidati, 4368 nucleotides long. The record is from the annotation of a GenBank genome assembly. NCBI's taxonomy places the organism in Eukaryota, Metazoa, Platyhelminthes, Trematoda, Strigeidida, Schistosomatidae.
AUGGAAAGCACUGUCAACGUACCUCCUGACUCAACUAACGAUAAACUAGAAAAUGUGACUCCUAAAACACCUGACAAAACAUGUACUGAUUUACAUCAUAAUAAUAACUCCAUUCCGACGUCGUCUACUGUUUGCAAAUCAAGUACGUAUCAUGGAGUUUAUUUACCCGAUGACGAUGGAUCCAUCCUUACUCCGGAACAUGCCUUUGUACAGUAUCAAACCCGGUCCGAAGAUCAAGCUUGCCAAAUUUGUGGUCAACCAGCAGUUGGUUUCCAUCAUCGUGCUUACGUAUGUGAAGCUUGCAAGAAAUUUUUCAUGCGGCAUACAGCUGCGAGAUUACGUAAUUCCGAGAUGGGAUCAACAGUCACCGAGUCGAUAUGUCCAAUGGGUGGAAGAUGUCGAGUUGAAGGUCCUGGCCGUGGUAAAUGCCCACAUUGUCGAUAUCGAAAAUGUUUAGACUUGGGAAUGACCCUAACACCUCCCGGUGGUGAAGCUGGCUGUGAUAUUUCCCAGAUACCUUGUCGUGUUUGCAGUGGUCCGUCUUCCGGCUUUCAUUUUGGUGCAUUAACUUGUGAAGGCUGUAAAGGUUUUUUCCGACGAACUGUUCUAUCCAAUGUACGCUUAGAAUGUCUAGGCAAUAAUGACUGUCCAAUUACACCAGCUAAUCGGAAUAUGUGCAAAAGUUGUCGAUUUCAACGUUGUCUAGCUGUUGGCAUGUCAAAAACUGGUAGUCGUAUUGGUCGACAGCCUAAUGCAAUUAAAUAUUAUUGUGCCCGAGAGAUUUCUCAAUUGACUAAUUCCAGCGACUGUGAAGCGACAACCAAUCCCUCUUCAAGUUCAAAUAGAAUUGAUACAACAACACGUCGUAAUUCGAUAAGUCAUAGUAGUACUAGCAGUAGUAAUACAACUCUGAGCAGUAACAUCAGUAGCCAUAAUAAUAAUAACAAUAACAGUAAUAAUAAUAAUAGUACUAAUAAUACGACCAAUCAUGAUCAUAACAAUAAUAAUAAUAAUAAUAGUAAUCACUGUAGUACCAUUAGUGAACAUGAUUUAUCGUCUAUGAAUGAUGAACGGUGUAAAUCAGGAAUUAGUCAAUCUCAUUAUCCAACUUCUAGUUGGCCAUCAGCUAAACGUAUAAUCUCUAACUCUGAUCGUAUUGGCAGUAGUAUUAGUUCAACAGUGUCAGCAACAGGAACAUCCAUAGUCUCAUCAAGUAUGCCUAGGACAACAACUACAACAACAACUGGUAUGAAUCCAUUCAGUGUACAUGGUCAUAAUUAUGCUGAAUCACACGGUGGGAGUAGUACAACAUUGAAAAAUGGAUCAAUGCCGUGUUCAUCACCAUCGUCGUCUUCAUCACCACAAGCAGGAUUAAAAAAUCAUAUAAAGUUUAAAACAGAAUCACGUGCACAGUAUCCUAAUCCACAAUCACGUCUUCAUCAUCCUCAACCGUCUCCUUCACAAAAUAGUUGUUGUAGUAACAGUAAUAGUAGUAUUAGCAGUAGUACUACUACUACUAGUAAUGGUGCUGUUCUCCUUCCUCCUGGUCAUUGUAAUUCACUUCUGCCUACAUCAUCAUCAGUUUAUUCUACAACUUCUUCUGCUUCUUCUACUACUAACGGUGGGGCAGAUUAUCUUCUAAAUGAAUGUUCAAGAAAUAUUAAACGACGUAAAACACUAUCCUCUUCUAUGGGAUCAGAGAUGAAUGAAAGUAAAAUUACAUCCUCAAAAUUCACACCGGUUAAUUCAACAUACAUACAUGAUAAUGAGGAUUAUGAUGACGUUGAUGAUGAAGGGUGUAAUACUAUGGGUCCAAAUGAUAGUGAACAUCUUGAUCAUCGUUAUCGUCAACGACACCAACCGUCUACUCCUCAUCCGUCUCAUCCUCCUACUCCUGCUUCUGCUCCUUCACAUCAUCAUCAUCAUCCCCAUCACCGCCAACACACUGAAGUGAUAAGUCCAACCGAUGAACAUCUGUAUGGUGUUAUCAAUUCAACUGGGACUACUGGUUGUGGUGAUGCUAUCAGUAGUAGCAGUAACACUAGUGAUGUUGUUUGUGGUGGAUAUGAUAAAAUUAAUGAUGUAAAAAUUAAUAUUAAUAACAACAAUAACAUCUCUGUAGAUAACUUUUCAUUUAUUGACCGAUCAAGGCAUUUAUUAAACCAGAUCAAAUUGCCUAAUGAUAAUAAUCAUAACAGUAAUAAUAGUAAUACUAAUAAUAACAAUGCUGAUCGUAGUGUUCUACAGCACUUACAAUUUAGAAGCUGUUCACUGGUGGAUAGAUCAUCUCCACUAGGUGGUGAAACAUCCUCAUUGAAUAAUCCGCAUGCAGUUAGUACACAUUUAAGUCAACCAUAUUUAAGACCAACACAAUUAUGUUUAUCAACUGCAAGACAUAUACCUGAAGAUGCUUCUUAUUCAUUACCUUAUCUAUCGUCUUCAUCAUCAUCAAUUACAUCUUGUCCACGUUCAUCUGUGAUCUCUGAUUACUCUGAUUUUAAUCAGCAAACAUCAACUGUUGAUAGCAGUAACAGUAACAGUAACAAUAAUAAUAACAUAUCCGAUCAAAUAUGGUUACCGAAACAUCGAUACAUUAAAUCUAGUCGUAGUCUACCAAAUGAGCAUACAAUUCAACCAAUUCUAUCUAAUAAUGGUAGUAACACUAAUAAUAAUAAUUGUUUAGAUACAAAUCCAUUAGCAUUUCUUAAUGGACGUAAUAGUGAUUCAAUUGGAUUAUCAGAAAGUGAACCUACAUCUACAACAACACCAUGGUUUGCUGCUGCUGCAGCAGCAGUGGCUGUUGUUAUGGCUGCAUCCCAGUCACCGUCGACAAAUCAAGCACUUGAUCCCUAUACAGUUUCGUGUAGUGUUAAUGAACACUUUGCUUUGAAUGAUAAUAAUAUUAAUUUGAAUCAAACAGAUUUGCAUAACUCUAGGCGUGUUCCAUUGAAUGUAACCAAUUUUUCAAAGCAGCGAUUCAAAAUGGGUCUACAUGAAACGCUGCUGCUGCUGCUGCUGUUGAACAAGGCUCAAGUCAGUGGAAGUAUGAUGAAAGUUGGAGGGAAAUGUGAAGCACCAGAUCCACUGCGCUCUUUGCAUUCAACACCAUCCUCAUUGUCUGAUGUUACGCAUCCUUCGACAAUGGCUGCUAUGCAAGCUGCUGCUGUAGCAGCUGCAGCCGCUGCCACAGCUGCCGGCCUCGUCCUAUCCAACAGUCGUGUUCGAGGCUUAUCCGAUGAUGUCUAUCCAUCAGGUUUAAAUCGUGCGAGCAUUGUAAAUUCAUUUCCUGAAUUGCCUAGCAGUUGCAGUUAUGCAUCGAGUACUUCAUCGCCAUCACCACCAAUCAUUGGGAAUUUUGGCAGGAUAAUUGAAAAUCUUGCAAUUUAUUCAUCUUCUUCUGAUCGUCAUUCAAUGCCUAGCAGUAAUUUAGAUUAUCCACCGGUAUCGUCAUCAUCAUCCUCGUCAUCGGGAGUUAAUAAUUACCCUAUGAAUAAUUCACUCGGUAAUACUGUUGUUCCAUCUGUUACACUCCCAGGGAUAUGUAGCAAAGAAGUUGGUCCACGUUUAAAGAAUGGCACUAGACCGAGUUCCAUAACGGUACAACAGUUUGCUGAACGUAUUCACACAGCUGCUAAGUAUAUGGUGUCUGAAAGGAAGAAUAUACGGAAUAACUUACCUCAACCGGUACGACCAAUGCAUAUGUCUGAUCGUGUUGAAGACAUUUGGAAUCAAAUGAUGAAGCAUUUUGAAACGCAUUCACGUUUCAUUGUACAGUUUGUUAAAUACAUUCCAGGGUUUUGUUAUUUAAAAAUCAGUGAUCAACGUCAACUUGUUCGCAGUGCUAUGUAUCCUAUUAUGCUGUUGGAACUUAGUCGAGAUUAUAUGAAUGAAGAUGGUUCACGGUAUAAUUAUUUUGAUUUCACUCCUGAAGAACAUGACGUUAUUCUUAGUCAUUUUCCAACGUUUCAUACAAUCUCUGGUCAUUUAAUACGUUCAGGGGAAUUUCUCAACAGAAUACGCUUAGAUAAUAUUGAAUUAACUUUGGUAUGUGCUCAGGAAGUAUUUAAAAAUCGUCAAGGUUUGGAUGAUCCUUUAACACCAGCCCAUUUAUAUAAUCUAGCUGGACAAGUUCUCGCUGAUCAUAUCGUUUCUAUGGGUCAUUCAUUGGAAGAACGACGUGCUGCAUUAUCUCAUAUUUCACCAAUGUUAGAAGAAUUAAAUGCAGAACAUCAUGAAGUACUUGCUCAAUUACGUCAGGAUAAACCACAUUUAGAUUUUCCCCAAUUAUAUCUUGAAAUGUUCCAGUUAACAGAGGAUGAACAAAGAGAACAGAAGUUAAAUAACUAUGAUGAUUCAGAUAUUAAUUAA